AUGGUUCUUUUUAAGCGCAAACCGGUGCAGUUCUUGCCGCCCAAGGACAUCAAGGACGAAAAUGCAGAGGUUCGGGAACUGCGUUUCACGGAAUGUGCGACGAGUACUGAUUUACGCCCCCAGGUCUGGCAUAUUCCACAGACCGGCGAGGUCUUUGCCCACUAUGAGGAUUAUCUGAACAGAAUGGAUUUCUACAAACAGCGGCGAUUCAUUUGCCAGAUCACCGGACAUUCGGGUCUAACAUUCUUCGAGGCCCUCAAGAGCGAGCUUGCCGGUGCCGAGGAGGUCGAGCAGGCCUUCCCCGAGGCCCUCAAGGGCCCGGUCCUGCGGCGCGUCCAGUUUCAAACGGUCUCGCGAAUCGAUACGCUCGUCGAUAUGGUUUACGAAGAGUUCAGAGCCGACUAUUAUCCUGGCGAAGCUGUCACAGUUAGCACAACCGACGGAGAGAGGCUGCAGGGUGUUGUUAGAGAGAAGACCCGGUUCGGCGGCAAGGUCCUACCUGAUGGCACCCUUACUCCCCCCUACACGCGGUAUACGGUUAGCCUCGAAGAGAGGCCAGGUGCCGAGGCGGUUGUCGACGACGAUCACAUCUUCCGCGAUCGGAAGAUUUUCACCAAGUCGGUACUGCGGUCUUUCAUUAAGAAGACAGUGACUCGCGAAGCUUGGAACGGCGCGCCGUGGCUCGUCCGGCACGACUAUGCGGCGCAAUACCACAUCGACUCCCGGGUCCCCGCCCACCUUCGCUACGAUACCAAGUUGAUGGAACGGAAACAACUCCAAGCACAGAAGCGAGCGAACCAACCGCAUGGCCAAGAGGCAAAUGGGGCGAACGGUGUAAAUGGUGCCAUGCAAAACGGUCCAGCUAGGUUACCUGAACUGAAACCUGCGCCAAAGAAUCAGAAGGGGAAGCUGCAGCACCAAUCCCCCGACUUCUCGCAGGAUCACAAGGGUUCUCCAGGCAUGCUUGCAGGUCCUGAUUCGGGCAUAUUUCAAGCGCCCCCGCAUAAGAACCCUUUCCAACUCCCUCUCAACUUCAGGAAUCAACAACUGCCGCAUUCGAUGUCCGCUCCCGAGCUCCCACCCCCUCCGCCACCUCCGAAGUAUCCUAUCGAGGACUUGCAGGUACCUCUGAGAGAGGGCAUCGUCAGACCGCCAUUGUCGUUCCUUUGCAAGGAUCCCCCAACUGACCCUGAUGUGUCUGUAAACGGCGGCAGCACCACCCGCAUACAGGAAAAGCUCUCAAUGAAGUCCGUCGGCCUCUUCCUGGAGACCUGGGACACGCUCAACGUCUAUUGCGAAAUCUUCAAGCUCGACUCAUUCACCUUUGACGAUUUUGUCGAGGCCAUGUGCGUUGCUUCCGGAGACAUCACGGUUCAGCUGUUUGAAGAGAUACAUUGCGCAGUCUUGAAACAAAUUGUCAGUGCCGAGGCAGACGGUGGCAAGGUCAAUGUGCAGUUGCCCGAGUUGGACGACGAAGAGGAGGACUCAGACGAGGAAGAAGAGGAAGAAGCCAAGGAGCCGACGCCCGAGCCCGAUCGACCUCCUGCAAGGGCCACGCGAAGCAGUCUUGCAAAGGCCGAAGCCGAGAGACUGGCAGCCGAGGCGAGGGCUGCUGAGAAGGAAAGCCAAAAUGUGGAGCCCGAGAUUACCCAUCGCGCCGAGGACGUCCUUGAAGACUAUGACUGGAUUGAGGAACUUCGAAAGCGGAAUUUCCAGAACGGUGGCUGGGAGAGAAUCAUGGUUGGCCUACUGCACCAGCUGUCGAAGAACGAGCGGCUCGAGGAACAAUGUGAAGAGCUCCUUACGCAGCUCGUUCCUCCGGAUGAGGAACCUACGCAAGACACGGUCAGAGAACACUACGCAACCCUGGACGUUAACUACCGGGUACAAGCACUGCAGAUUAUCUGCCUGCUCACGACGCAGACAAAGGCCAUGCGCACGUACAUGGAAGAGUGCAGUGAGCAAAUGACUGCAUUCCGAAAGGAGAAGAUUGACUGGCAGCGACAGCGGAAGCAGGCAUUGGAGGAACUUCGCGUUCUGAAUGAUCAGCGCAAGAUUCUGCUUCCCGAAAACAUGCCACCGUCGCCGCCUCCUGAGACAAAGCAGGAAGAAGACGUCAAGAUGACAGACGUAGACGAGUCAGCGGUAGAUGCAGAGGAUGAGGUUGCCGAUUCGGAUGAUGAGAACGCGCCGCGCAGGAACAUUCGACGCGCCAACGACCGCGCUGCAGAGAGGCAGCGGAAGCGCAAGGAGGAGAAGGAGCGUAAAGAAAAGGCAGCUGAAGCAGCCAAGGUACCCAAGCAGUCGAAGCAGUUCAUCAAGCUCCUGAAGGACAUCACAAAAAAGGAGGAGUUCAUCAAGAAGUGCGAAGAAGAAAUCGCCGUCAUUGACAACGACCUCCGGGAGGCGGACUGCGGCCGAACAAGGGUUCUUGGCAAGGAUCGAUUCUGGAACCGGUACUACUGGUUCGAGCGGAAUGGAAUGCCUUAUGGAGGCCUUCCGGACAGCUCGACCGCCGCAGCCGAAUAUGCCAACGGUUGCAUAUGGGUCCAAGGCCCCGACGAACUGGAACGCCAGGGCUACAUCGACACGGAUCCCGAGUUCCAGGCCGAGUACAAGAACAAGUUCGAUAUGACGGUUCCUGAACGCAAGAAGCUGGAAGAGGGCACGACGAGCAUUUACAAUGCACGCCAGUGGGGAUACUACUGCGAGCCGGAACAAGUUGACGAGCUCCUCAAGUGGCUUGACCCUCGCGGCUAUAACGAACUGCGGCUCAGAAAGGAGAUUGUGGCCUUCAAAGACAAGAUUGUGCUGCAUAUGGAGAAUCGGAAGCAGUACCUGGCCAGCGCAGAACCCGAGGAGAAGGAGGAGAAGAAGGAGAAGAGAAGAGACUCGAAGCGCAUGAGCACGCGAGGUCGGCAACAGGAGCCGACGCCCGAGCCGACGAACUAUCGCUGCCUUGCCUGGGAGAACACCACGGCGAUGGAGGAGCUGGGUCAUUUACACUCGGAGCCGCCGCCGCCCCCGAGACCGAGGAAGCAAACGGCAAAGAAGAGACAGGCCGUUGAGCCGUCUCCCGAGCCCGCUCCGGCGCCGAAGACGAGACGCCGCAAGUAG
Colletotrichum truncatum is the source of this 3117-nucleotide messenger RNA. The record is from RefSeq and is a predicted model, not a curated record. Lineage: Eukaryota; Fungi; Ascomycota; Sordariomycetes; Glomerellales; Glomerellaceae.